Messenger RNA from Vicia villosa (hairy vetch), 1104 nucleotides. Its product is annotated as phosphatidylinositol 4-kinase gamma 7-like. The transcript has a single exon. The coding region runs from base 1 to 1104 and encodes 367 amino acids. The record is from RefSeq and is a predicted model, not a curated record. Lineage: Eukaryota; Viridiplantae; Streptophyta; Magnoliopsida; Fabales; Fabaceae.
AUGGUCAAUGGUAAUAUGUGUCUUAACAAGAAGCAAGUAAGCAAGAUUGCAUCACUCCAACAUUACAUUCCUCAUGAUUUUGAUGCAAGUGAUCAUGGAACUUCUAGUUUUCCUGUUACUUCUGUUCAUAGGAUCGGAAUUUUAGAUGUGCGCAUCUUAAAUACAGACAGACACGCAGGAAAUCUUCUCGUCAAGAAGCUUGACGGGCUUGGAAGGUUUGACCGGGUUGAGCUUUUUCCUAUUGAUCAUGGUCUUUGUCUACCUGAAAAUCUGGAAGAUCCUUAUUUUGAAUGGAUCCAUUGGCCUCAAGCUUCAAUUCCUUUCUCUGACGAUGAGCUGAAGUACAUAUCUCGACUAGAUCCAUUUCGUGAUUCAGAAAUGCUUAGAAUGGAGCUUCCAAUGAUUCGAGAAGCAUGCUUGCGAGUUUUGAUUCUUUGUACUUUGUUCCUCAAAGAAGCAGCAGCCUUUGGUCUUUGUCUAGCUGAGAUCGGCGAUAUGAUGAGUAGAGAAUUUCACUGUCACGAUGAAGAACCUAGUGAGCUUGAGCUUAUAUGUAUUGAGGCGAAGAAGCUAUUAGAUCAUGAAGAUUUAUCAUCUUUUGAGACAAAAGUAGGAGACAAAGAUGCGACCCUUUUUCAGUUAGAUUGCGAGGAUCCGGAUUCUGAUUUAGUCUUAAAUAUAGAAGAGAAUCCAACAUCAGUGUUAUUACCAUCUCAAUUCCGAAUGAAAAACGGAAACUGUAGAACUAAACUUUCUAAACUAGAAGAGAGUGUAAUGGAGGAGGAAGAAGGCGAUAUUUCAAAGCUAUCUGUGUUGGUGAAAAACGCGGCUAUCAAUGAAAAAUCUUGGCAGUUUUCGGGUGAGAAACAAAGAAGCGACUCUUCGAUUGCGAGUUCUUCUUCGGUUGCGAGUUCUUCUGGAGAUAAUAGUGUGAAUGAUUUGGUGAAAAAUUCAUGUUUUGUGAACCUGACAGAUAUGGAUGAAGAGAAGUGGAACCAGUUUCUUGAGAAUUUUCAAAGGUUAUUAAUCCCAGCUUUUGUUAAUAGUAAAGAAAAGAAGAUGAAGAGGCAGAGACAGAGGCUUGGAACCUCAUGCAAGUUUUAG